GGUGCUUUGUUGCAACUAGAAUUCAUCGGAGGAUUAGAAGAAGUAGAUGGACCAGAGUACGGGGAAGACGAUUGGCAUAGGACGUGAGUCUCAAGGCCUCUAUCACCUCACCUCACCUUCAACUCCUGCAGUUUGCAUUUCCAUUGAUGCUCCCCUCCUCAUCCACAGUUGCCUGGGCCACCCUAGUCUAUCCAAGUUCCAGAAAAUGGUCCCUAGUUUUUCAUCUUUGUCGUCGCUUGCGUGUGAGUCCUGUCAGCUUGGGAAACAUACUCGUCUCUCGUUCCCAAAUUGUUUGAAUAAUCAGGCAAAGUCUCCUUUUGAACUUGUCCACACUGAUGUUUGGGGUCCUUGUCGGACCGCGUCUAAUUUAGGAUUUCAGUAUUUUGUUACUUUCAUUGAUGACUAUUCUCGAUGUACUUGGUUAUUUUUAAUGAAAAAUCGAGCUGAGUUAUUCUCUAUUUUCCAGAAAUUUUAUGCUGAAAUCCAAACCCAGUUCAAUAUUUCUAUUCGUGUGUUCCGCAGUGACAAUGCUAGGGAAUAUUUUUCUGCACCAUUUACUUCAUUUAUGUCCCAACAUGGGAUCAUUCAUCAGUCAUCUUGUGCUCAUACUCCUCAACAAAAUGGGGUAGUUGAACGUAAGAAUCGACAUCUUGUUGAAACAACUCGUACUCUCUUUCUCCAUAGUCAUAUCCCUUUUCGUUUUUGGGGGGACGUUGUUCUUACAGCAUGUUAUUUGAUUAAUCGUAUGCCCUCAUCUGUAUUACACGAUUAGGUUCCUCAUUCCCUUCUUUUCCCUGACCAACCACUUUAUUUCCUUCCUCCUCGUGUUUUUUGUUGUACUUGCUUUGUUCAUAUUCUCACUCCUAGACAGGACAAACUUUCUACCAGAGCCACAAAAUGCAUCUUCUUAGGAUAUUCCAGACUUCAAAAGGGUUAUCGUUGUUAUUCCUCUGAGACUCAUCGCUACUUUCUCUCCGUUGAUGUCACUUUCUUUGAGGACUCACCGUUCUUCUCCACCUCUAAGUCUCUUCCUGUUUCUGAAGUCUUACCCCUUCCCAUUAUCUCCCCACUUGAUGCAGUGCCUUAUUGCCCACUUUAGGUUUAUUAUCGCCGUCAUCGUGUCGCUGUUCCUCUUUCUUUGGCCGAGGUACCUACUGACUCACUUCCUAUCCCUUCAGCUUCUCUUGCCCCGGCUUUGCCUCCUUCUGCUGACUUACCCAUUGCUCUUCGGAAAGGUAAUCGAUCUACUCGUAAUUCUCAUCCCAUUUACAAUUUUUUGAGUUACCAUCGAUUAUCUUCACCCUAUUCUGCAUUUGUUUCUGCUAUAUCUUCUGUUUCUCUUCCCAAGAGCAACCCUGAGGCUCUUUCCCAUCCAGACUGACGACAGGCAAUAUUAGAUGAAAUGGCUGCUUUACA
This is a messenger RNA of Vitis vinifera (wine grape), 1416 nucleotides long. RefSeq names its product prolyl 4-hydroxylase 1. Gene Ontology annotation, biological process: peptidyl-proline hydroxylation to 4-hydroxy-L-proline; DNA integration. The record is from RefSeq and is a predicted model, not a curated record. Gene Ontology annotation, cellular component: endoplasmic reticulum. Gene Ontology annotation, molecular function: nucleic acid binding; procollagen-proline 4-dioxygenase activity; L-ascorbic acid binding. Bases 47 to 772 code for a protein of 241 amino acids. The transcript has 2 exons. Lineage: Eukaryota; Viridiplantae; Streptophyta; Magnoliopsida; Vitales; Vitaceae.